Molecule: messenger RNA, 537 nt
Organism: Penicillium oxalicum
Lineage: Eukaryota; Fungi; Ascomycota; Eurotiomycetes; Eurotiales; Aspergillaceae
Product: ML domain-containing protein
Exons: 3
Coding region: 1-537 (178 amino acids)
Biological process (GO): intracellular sterol transport
Molecular function (GO): sterol binding
Source: RefSeq, a predicted model, not a curated record
AUGAAGUUCGUAUCAGCCGCUGCCCUGCUUCUCGCCGCUCCGCUCGUCGCGGCGGCGUCCAUCCCCAGCAUCUUCGACCCGACGCAGGCUCCCAUGAGUGCGGCCAACAGCGUGCGAAACAACCCGGUCGAGGGUGACAAUCCUUUGGAAUUCUGUGAACCUCCUACGUCUCAUCUUCUCACCAUCGACUCCGUCGACUUGUCUCCCAACCCCCCCAAAGCUGGCCAGACCCUCACUAUCACCGCCUCGGGCGUCUUCCACGAACGCAUUACCUCCGGCGCCACGGUAAACAUUGUUGUCAAAUAUGGUCUCAUCACCUUGAUCAGGCAGACUAUGGAUCUCUGCGAACAGAUUGAGAACGUCGACUUGAAAUGCCCUCUCGAGAAGGGAAGAAUGACCAUGACCAAGCAGGUGGACCUGCCAAGCCAAAUUCCUCCCGGCACCUAUUCCGUCCUUGCUGAUGUCUACACCGAGGACCACAAGAAGGUCACCUGCCUCAUGGCUAAUGGCAUCCGGUUCAGUAUUGGUGGACACUGA